AUGCGCACAGUCAGGCAGCCUGCUAUCUCAGCCUAUUCAUAUCUAUCUAUCUAUCUAUCUAUCUAUCUAUCUAUCUAUCUAUCUAUCUGUUCAUGUCUCUCAACAUCUUUCUCACCCCACUCUCUAACCGAUGACCCCUUUUUCGGCAAUGGCAGACCCCAGAGUAAAAGCCCACGGAACACUUUUCACGCAUUUUCAAAGAAAAUUGCCGUCGCCUCUCAAAUGAACAACAACUGUAAACACGAAAUGUGUACUCGACAUGGCGCCCGAACAAUGUCUGUCAACAAUGCUACCUGUUGCGAGACUGACCUCCUCUCACCAGUGUUAAAUUUAUUACCGAAACGAAACUUUUUUCGUUUGAUAUCUAUCUAUCUAUCUAUCUAUCUAUCUAUCUAUCUAUCUAUCUAUCUAUAUCUAUCUAUCUAUCUAUUUCACGUAAGUUUGUCAGUGCCUACUGCUGAGUGGGUGAUAUGUGGUCGCUUAAUUGAGAGGCUAGAGCUAUUCCUCCUCCUGUGA
Messenger RNA from Acanthosepion pharaonis, 516 nucleotides. Lineage: Eukaryota; Metazoa; Mollusca; Cephalopoda; Sepiida; Sepiidae. The record is from the annotation of a GenBank genome assembly.